Messenger RNA from Odobenus rosmarus divergens (Pacific walrus), 447 nucleotides. RefSeq names its product histone H2B type 1-N-like. Gene Ontology annotation, cellular component: nucleosome. Gene Ontology annotation, molecular function: DNA binding; structural constituent of chromatin; protein heterodimerization activity. Bases 1 to 447 code for a protein of 148 amino acids. The transcript has 2 exons. Lineage: Eukaryota; Metazoa; Chordata; Mammalia; Carnivora; Odobenidae. The record is from RefSeq and is a predicted model, not a curated record.
AUGGAAAUGCAACUUUGGGAUCCUUGCGGCUUCUAUAUAAGCCGGACAAGUGGCGGCUUGGUGACGCUGUUACUUCGGUCCAAGUCGGCUCCGGCCCCGAAGAAGGGCUCCAAGAAGGCGGUGACCAAGGCGCAGAAGAAGGACGGCAAGAAGCGCAAGCGCAGCCGCAAGGAGAGCUACUCGGUGUACGUGUACAAGGUGCUGAAGCAGGUGCACCCCGACACCGGCAUCUCGUCCAAGGCCAUGGGCAUCAUGAACUCGUUCGUCAACGACAUCUUCGAGCGCAUCGCGGGCGAGGCGUCCCGCCUGGCGCAUUACAACAAGCGCUCGACCAUCACGUCCCGGGAGAUCCAGACGGCCGUGCGCCUGCUGCUGCCCGGGGAGCUGGCCAAGCACGCCGUGUCCGAGGGCACCAAGGCCGUCACCAAGUACACCAGCUCCAAGUGA